Messenger RNA from Musa acuminata AAA Group (dessert banana), 1960 nucleotides. RefSeq names its product protein disulfide isomerase-like 1-4. Gene Ontology annotation, biological process: response to endoplasmic reticulum stress; protein folding. The coding region runs from base 43 to 1797 and encodes 584 amino acids. The transcript has 12 exons. The record is from RefSeq and is a predicted model, not a curated record. Gene Ontology annotation, cellular component: endoplasmic reticulum. Gene Ontology annotation, molecular function: protein disulfide isomerase activity. Lineage: Eukaryota; Viridiplantae; Streptophyta; Magnoliopsida; Zingiberales; Musaceae.
CCCCGUGAUUGAAACGCACGGUUUAUACCUCGAGGUGGAGACAUGACGUCUCGAGUCCUCCUCCUCGCCCUCGCCCUCGCCAUCUCGUCUCUCCUCCUCGCCCAUGCCGUCGUCGCCUCCGCCCCCCUGGGAGGCGCCGGUCUGGACCUCGACGAGGAGGACCUCAGCUUCCUCGAGGAGGAGGAGGGAGUCGCCGUCAGCCAUGAAGACAAGGACUCCGGGGACCACGCCGACGACUCGUACUCGGACACCGAUGAGUCCGAGUACGACGACCAGGAUCAGGACGAGGCCUUCGAUGACCUCGGCCACGGAUCGCACAACGCGGUGCCCACAAUCGAUGAGACGGACGUCGUGGUGCUCACUGACGGCAACUUCAGCGACUUCCUGGAGAAGCACCGCCACGUGAUGGUCGAGUUCUACGCGCCGUGGUGCGGGCACUGCCAGGCCCUCGCGCCGGAGUACGCAGCCGCCGCCACGGCCCUCCGGGGGGAGGACGUGGUGCUUGCCAAGGUGGACGCCACGGAGGAGAACGAGCUCGCUCAGCGCUUCGAGGUGCAGGGGUUCCCCACCGUUCUGUUCUUCGUCGACGGUGUCCACAGGGACUACCCCGGCCAGAGGAGUAGGGAUGCAAUUGUCACCUGGAUCAAGAAGAAGAUAGGACCUGGAGUUGAAAAUAUAACAAAAGUUGAUGAGGCAGAAAAGAUCCUGACUUCUGAAAGCAAAGUGGUUUUGGGCUUUCUGGACUCUUUGGUGGGUGAUGAAAGUCAGGAGCUUUCUGCUGCUUCAAAACUUGAAGAUGGUGUCAACUUCUACCAAACUGUCAAUCCUGAUGUUGCAAAGCUUUUUCACAUUGAUCCCAGUGCUAAACGUCCCUCUGUGGUGUUGUUGAAGAAGGAGGCAGAAAAGAUAUCCUACUUUGAUGGUCAAUUCAGUAAGUCAGCAAUUGUUGAUUUUGUGUUUGCCAACAAGCUUCCCUUGGUCACUCCAUUUACAAGGGAAUCUGCCCCAGAAAUAUUUGAAAAUCCCAUUAAAAAACAGCUUUUGCUCUUUGCUGUCUCAAAUGAUACCAGAAAGGUCAUGCCAGCAUUCCAGGAGGCUGCAAAAUUCUUUAAGGGAAAGCUUAUAUUUGUAUAUGUGGAGAUGGACAAUGAGGAUGUUGGUAAACCAGUUUCAGAUUACUUUGGAGUCACUGGAGAUGAUCCACAGGUUUUGGCAUACACAGGAAAUGAAGAUGCUAAGAAGUUUAUUCUUGAGGGUGAAGUCACACUUGAUGCUGUUAAGAAAUUUGCUGAGGGUUUUUUGGAAGACACGCUUAAGCCCUUCUACAAAUCGGAUCCGUUACCUGAGACAAAUGAUGGGGAUGUGAAAAUCAUUGUUGGAAAUAAUUUUGAUGAGAUUGUUUUGGAUGAAUCAAAGGAUGUUCUUCUUGAGAUAUAUGCGCCAUGGUGUGGGCAUUGCCAAGCAUUAGAGCCAACAUACAACAAGCUUGCCAAACAUCUUCGGGGCAUUGAGUCUCUAGUGAUAGCGAAAAUGGAUGGUACCACAAAUGAGCACCCUCGGGCCAAGGCUGAUGGUUUCCCUACACUUCUUUUCUUUCCAGCUGGAAACAAGAGUUUUGAACCGAUCACAGUGGAUGCAGAUAGAACAGUGAAGGCAUUCUACAAUUUCAUUAAGAAGCAUGCAUCGAUCCCAUUCAAGCUCCAGAGGCCGGCAUCAGUCCUGAAAACUGAGGCCUCUGAUGGAUCUGCUUCUGCUGGUGAGAAAAGUGGCGGUGCGGAUGUCAAAGAUGAAUUGUAAGUCCUUCGAGUUGCUCAAACACAGUAAUUUCGUCCUGCAGUUAGUUCAGCGUGAAAAAUCUUGUAACUUAAGAUUUUGGCAUAAUGUGUCAGUCAUAUGUAAAAGUAGGCUUCAAAUUACAAAGAAUAAUGGACUCUCUUCUUAUAAAGCCCCCCUUUCUCGA